Molecule: messenger RNA, 959 nt
Organism: Elaeis guineensis (African oil palm)
Lineage: Eukaryota; Viridiplantae; Streptophyta; Magnoliopsida; Arecales; Arecaceae
Product: basic transcription factor 3
Source: RefSeq, a predicted model, not a curated record
UUUGGUAAUUUCGAUCCGCCUGAGUGUAUCUCCGUCUCCGCCCAACCCUCCUUCCCAGUUCUUGUUGUUCGAAGCAGGCUUGUGCUGUUGCGGCGUCGUUCCCCUUCGCGGUCUUCUUCCCUCUCCUAUCCAUCCUUGAAGUCCCCGAAGAUGGAUAGGGAGAAGCUCAUGAAGAUGGCUGGUGCUGUUCGCACUGGUGGAAAGGGCAGUAUGCGCAGGAAGAAGAAGGCGGUCCACAAGACGACGACAACAAAUGACAAGAGGCUUCAAAGCACAUUGAAAAGAAUAGGGGUAAAUGCUAUCCCUGCCAUUGAAGAAGUCAACAUCUUUAAAGAUGACAUUGUCAUCCAAUUUGUGAACCCCAAGGUGCAAGCUUCAAUUGCAGCAAAUACGUGGGUAGUUAGCGGUUCUCCCCAGACAAAAAGACUUCAAGAUCUGCUGCCUGGGAUCAUCAACCAAUUGGGCCCUGAUAACUUAGACAAUCUGAGGAAGCUGGCAGAAGAGUUCCAGAAGCAGUCAGCUGGUACUGGUGCUGCCUCUAAGGUGGAUGAUGAUGACGAUGUGCCUGAGCUUGUGGCAGGAGAGACAUUUGAAGCGGCUGCCAAUGAUAACCAAGCUGCGGCCGCCAGUGAAAACAAAGCUGCAACUGACAAUGAAAACCAGGCUUCAUAGAGAUUACAAACUUUCAGGGAACAUGUCAAAACCCCUUUUUAUUGCAGGUUCUUUCUCAUUUUGUGACAAACUAGAAGAGCUGAUACUGUCAUUCUUGUUUUGUGACACUUGAAUAGUUGUCGUUUCAAGACGCUUUAGAAAAGCAGAUGCUUUGCUACUUUGUUUUCAUAGGAGGCAUAUUAGAGUGUUUUCUUCUUCAUAGGCAUGGUUCACCUGACCAACUUGAUGAACUGCCCAAAGUGCUCAUUUUACUCUCUUAUUAUGGAAUGGAUUUUGUUCUUGUCGAA